Messenger RNA from Brassica oleracea var. oleracea, 2539 nucleotides. RefSeq lists its product as uncharacterized. The transcript is spliced from 17 exons. Lineage: Eukaryota; Viridiplantae; Streptophyta; Magnoliopsida; Brassicales; Brassicaceae. The record is from RefSeq and is a predicted model, not a curated record. Gene Ontology annotation, biological process: endocytosis; peptidyl-serine phosphorylation; signal transduction. Gene Ontology annotation, cellular component: nucleus; cytoplasm. The coding region runs from base 253 to 2364 and encodes 703 amino acids. Gene Ontology annotation, molecular function: ATP binding; protein serine/threonine kinase activity.
AUUCCCGAAGAAAAAUAAAUAUUUGAUCUAAACAUGAAAAACUCUAUUUCCAAAAAUUGCAAUCGUAUUUUGGAACUCGAGCUGGAGGAAGAGAUCUAAAAGUUAUUUGAUUGUUCUGGAUCGAUCCUGUUCAACUAUCUCCACCAUCCGAUCGUUGUUAUCAUUGAAGUAUCAUCUAGAAAUCGAUCUUCUGGAAUAUAGAGAGGUGACUUGAAAUAAAUAAGUUUUUUUUACAUCUUACAUGGAUUAAGAAUGCCAGAGUUAAGAAGCGGAGCUAGGAGAUCGAGACGCCUUGAAGAUCAGCCUAACCCUCAGGUAGUUGAGCAAGCUGAAAAUAUCGUUCCUCCUCCUCCCCAGACUGCAACAAGGAGGAGAGGUGGUGGUAGAGGAAGGGGGAAUGCUGCUUUAGCUAAGGCGGCUGUACCUCCGAGACCAACCCCUGCCGGUAGGGGCAGGGGUAUCAGGUUGAGAGACUUAGAGCCAGAGCCUUGUGAGGUUCUUCCAGCUGCUGGUGCUUUAGGGGCCACUGAACCUGCUUUGAAUCGAGUUGAAGGGGUAGCUGAUCAGGAUAUUGCUGGGGAAGGUGGUGGUAGCCCGGAGAAAAUAGCAGGCAUGGAAGAUGAUUCCAGCAUGGCUCCAGUCCCUGAAAGGGUACAAGUUGGAAGUUCUCAUGUUUAUAAGAUGGAGAGGAAACUCGGUAAGGGUGGCUUCGGUCAAGUUUAUGUUGGCAGAAGGGUGAGCGGUGGUAGUGAUAGGAUUGGAGCAGAUGCAAUUGAGGUAGCUCUGAAACUUGAACACCGAAAUAGUAAAGGAUGUAAUUUUGGCCCACCUUACGAGUGGCAAGUAUACAAUACGCUCAAUAGCUGUUAUGGAAUCCCUGCUGUACACCAUAAAGGUCGUCAAGGAGAUUUUUACAUCCUGGUCAUGGACAUGCUCGGCCCUAGUCUCUGGGAUGUUUGGAACUCUUUGGCUCAAUCGAUGUCACCAAACAUGGUAGCGUGCAUUGCAGUGGAGGCGAUAUCUAUUCUUGAGAAACUGCACAUGAAGGGGUUUGUGCAUGGAGAUGUCAAACCAGAGAACUUUUUACUUGGUCAGCCUGGAACAGCAGACGAGAAGAAACUCUACCUUAUCGAUCUUGGUCUGGCAUCAAGAUGGAAAGAUUCACACUCAGGGCAGCAUGUUGAAUAUGAUCAAAGACCAGACGUAUUCAGGGGAACGAUAAGGUAUGCAAGUUGUCAUGCACAUCUUGGUCGAACUGGAAGUCGGAGGGAUGAUCUGGAGUCAUUAGCUUAUACACUGAUAUUUCUGAUGCGGGGAAGGUUACCAUGGCAAGGGUACCAGGGUGACAACAAAAGCUUUCUUGUUUGCAAGAAAAAGAUGUCAACCUCUCCUGAACUGAUGUGCUGUUUCUGUCCUCCCCCGUUUAAGUUGUUUCUCGAGGCAAUUACUAAUAUGAAGUUUGACGAGGAGCCCAACUAUGCAAAGCUUAUCUCGAUCUUUGAUACUCUUAUUGAAACAUGUGCUAUAUCUAGACCGAUUAGAAUUGAUGGGGCUCUUAAGGUUGGCCAAAAACGAGGAAGAUUGGUUAUCAAUUUGGAAGAGGAUGAACAGCCGAGGAAGAAAAUCAGAAUCGGCAGUCCUGCUACCCAAUGGAUCUCAGUCUAUAAUGCACGUCGUCCUAUGAAACAGAGAUACCAUUACAAUGUUGCAGAAACAAGGCUGCAGAAGCAUGUGGAGAAAGGUACCAAGGAUGGCCUUUUCAUAAGCUGUGUAGCAUCAGCAGCUAAUCUCUGGGCCCUCAUCAUGGAUGCUGGGACUGGGUUCAGCUCUCAAGUUUAUGAAUUGUCGACAGUCUUCUUACAUAAGGACUGGAUCAUGGAACAAUGGGAAAAGAACUUCUAUAUCAGUUCCAUAGCUGGUGCUAAUAACGGUAGCUCAUUGGUCGUUAUGUCGAAAGGAACUCCUUACACCCAGCAAUCUUACAAAGUCAGCGACUCAUUCCCAUUCAAAUGGAUAAAUAAAAAGUGGAAAGAAGGGUUUCAUGUAACCUCCAUGACCACUGCUGGAAGUCGUUGGGGUGUAGUAAUGUCCAGGAACUCUGGCUAUUCUGAACAGGUGGUGGAGCUUGACUUUUUGUACCCGAGUGAAGGAAUCCACCGAAGGUGGGAGAGUGGAUUCAGGAUAACAUCAAUGGCUGCAACAGCAGAUCAAGCGGCUCUCGUCUUGAGUAUACCUAAACGAAAAAUAACCGACGAAACCCAAGAGACUCUCAGAACUUCUGCUUUCCCAAGCACCCAUGUUAAGGAAAAAUGGACGAAAAAUCUGUACCUUGCAUCAAUAUGCUAUGGUCGGACCGUCUGCUGAGCUUCUCUAGAAGCCUUACAACGUGAAGCUUUGGUUUCAGUAUUAGGAGCCAACAACAUAUGUGUGUAACUGCGCAAUUGAGUUGAAAUUUGUUUCGUACGUAUGUGUAAAAACAUGCGUCGUUAAUAGAAUUGAAGAGGUCGAAGAGAUUAUGGCGCUUUGGCUUAUUGCUUAA